AUAUAGGAUGCGGCGCUCGAGUCGGCCAUCAAUCGCGAAGCAAAAAUUUGUAAACGAUUGACGAUCGCGUGGUCAUAUUCAUGUCGAUUAUGAAUCUCGAGCAACGUUCCGUGAUGACAACUGCGGAAGAAGUCACAAUGAAGUAUCCACAUUUCCGAUUAAAGAUCGAUCUGUCCAAAUUCUUUCACGAUGCGCGUCGAUUUUGCUGGAUCUUCAUCGACGGGAUGAAGGUUCAACAUAUCAUUCAUAUACAACAACACAUCAGUAGAAUGUUCAACAUCAGGGAACCAUUCCAUUUAUUGCUAAACGAUAUUGAAUAUCUACCGCCAACAGAGGAUGUGCGUAUACUCAAGGAGAAUGAGACGAUUCUGGUUGUUCCUGGUUCAGGUAUAAAUAAUGAGAUUAUCGUGGAAACGAGCAAUAAUUCUGUGUAUGAUAAACAGUCCCAAAUAGCAAAUGUUAACACAGCAAUGGUUGUACAGAAUGUAUCUAAUGAUACUUUGAAUAAUAUGCAACCAACAUCAAUAAACAAUGCGACAAAAGAUAUGACAUUUUAUAGUGUUAUUAAUGAUACAAUGAUUGAUCACAGUAAAGGAGAUACAGAUUCUAAAACUACGGAUAAUAAUAAUUCAUUCGAGGAUUGUAAUAUAAUGGAUUCUAUUGUAUCCGUUGCAAAAAGAAAACGGACACGAAAACGGAGGCCAAAAAAUCGAUCUCAGUUUGUCGCAUCACUUCUUAAUGGUAUAAAUGAAGAAUACAAACAAAAUGAACCAACAUCAAAAAAGCCAAAGAUAAUAGAUUCUUAUAUUAUCCCUUCUGACAAACAUAUACGAUUUGAUACAGAAGAUGAAAAUCAUAUUGCUAAACAAAUAGUACAAGAAGUGUCGAGAAAUGAAUCUUACUUGAGCAAAGCUUCGUCUUCCAAAGAUCUUUCUGCGUUGUUAGCAUUAGGGCAUAGUUCAACGCCACUUACAUUUAUAAAGAAGUUAAAAAACGGAGUUCGAGCAGAAGGCAUAUCAAAUGAUGAGACAAACCAAAAUUUAAAUAAAAUUACAGAAAAUAGCGAAAAAGAUUCAUGCAGCAAAGAAAUUAAUAAAAAAGUACAAAAUAAGAAUUUUCGUAUGGACUUGGAAAAGAUUCCUGUUAUGACCAGAAAACCACAAUUUAAUGAUAUUAUUUCCUUUAGAACUUUAAAGAUGGGUACAGAUUACACGCCUCAAGUAUCCAAUACUAUUAUCAGUGAAGUAAUAGGUUUUUGCCCAAAGUCUACAAAUUAUACUCUGAGGAUAAUCGAUGGCAGGGAAGAAAUCCAAGUACCAUUCGGAAAAUUCUCACUCUCAGAAGACGAGUUUGAAAAUCAUCCUGAUGGAGAUACAUUUAUACUGAAUUAUACACAGAUGAUAGAACCACGACUAAUUUCGUAAUUUUUUUUUUUUGCUUUACAUACUUGUUCCUAUAUUUUAACUUUAUUUGAUUCAAAGCA
This is a messenger RNA of Pogonomyrmex barbatus (red harvester ant), 1483 nucleotides long. RefSeq lists its product as uncharacterized. Gene Ontology annotation, biological process: spliceosomal snRNP assembly. Gene Ontology annotation, molecular function: U1 snRNA binding; U2 snRNA binding. The record is from RefSeq and is a predicted model, not a curated record. Gene Ontology annotation, cellular component: Cajal body. NCBI's taxonomy places the organism in Eukaryota, Metazoa, Arthropoda, Insecta, Hymenoptera, Formicidae.